This is a messenger RNA of Suillus subalutaceus, 865 nucleotides long. RefSeq lists its product as uncharacterized. NCBI's taxonomy places the organism in Eukaryota, Fungi, Basidiomycota, Agaricomycetes, Boletales, Suillaceae. The record is from RefSeq and is a predicted model, not a curated record. The transcript is spliced from 7 exons. The coding region runs from base 353 to 865 and encodes 170 amino acids.
CUUUCCUCAUGUUUGAAUCGUUACGUCAUAGGACAGGACAGUGAGCUCAUUACUUACAGCGAAACCGCCUCAGCACCACUGUUAAAACGUUAAUGUCUCAUCCUAUACACCAGUCUCGUUGUAUGCUUGAAGUUCGAACAGCUGCCUGUUGAACUGCAAGGGACCGCUAUAUAACUCGACUCUGGAGUAGACAGAGCUUUCUCGACUGUGCCAUCUCUCUUCAUUACACUGUGAUGCGCACACAAUAACCUCCCGCUAUGAACCGACGCGAAUUGCGUGGCUCGGAAUGAUUAGCGCUCGAAGACAACGUGUUUGCCAUGCUUCUAACGUUCGGCCUCGCCUCUGCUAAAGGAUGAGACGCCAACUCCCUUCUCACACUCUUCUCAUUGUUCCCCACCGUUUCGCUCGCACUGACCUACGACCACUCGUGAUGAGUGAAGACCGUAGGCCUGAUUCUCCUCCAGGAGCCUCCAGAACCAGCCAGGCAAAUGUUGCUGAAAGCUCGAACCAACCUCGUAGAGGAAUCCGUCAGUCCCUGCGGAAAUUGAAGAAUGCGUUAACCAAAAAACUUCCUAAACGCUUCAAGCGAACAAGCGACCGCACCACUGCGGUCCAGAACGUUGAAACUGAAGGGGCUUCAUCGGGUCGGAAAGUCGAGGACAUGCUGCAUCCUUCGACCGAUAACAAGCAUCCCACCACACCUGAGAUUCCCAGCGACUCCGUGAAUCAAGUGCUGUCCGUAGAGCCUCCUUCUCAGGUUCAGCCUGUUCCUCCUGGCGAGGAGGAAGGACCUAAUCUCCAAUUAGCUAAUGCUGAACUUAAGGGUGCCUGUGAUGGCCCCAGCGGGUCUCGCUGCCGCGGAUGA